Sabethes cyaneus is the source of this 3450-nucleotide messenger RNA. RefSeq lists its product as uncharacterized. The record is from RefSeq and is a predicted model, not a curated record. NCBI's taxonomy places the organism in Eukaryota, Metazoa, Arthropoda, Insecta, Diptera, Culicidae. The coding region runs from base 1 to 3450 and encodes 1149 amino acids. The transcript is spliced from 2 exons.
AUGUCUGACGAAGAGGUGAAAUUGUUAGCGCAUAAACGUGGGCAAGUGAAAGCGAAGGUGACGCGUUUAAGAAACUCGCUUAAAGCUGCCGAUGAAGAACCCACGAAUUUUUCCAUGCCUCAGCUCAGAGUGUUCUCGAAAAAUCUUGAAAACCAUUACCGUGAAUUUAAUGAAGUGCAUGAUGCUCUCAUUAGUGCCUGUGUUCCUAAUCAGAGAGAUAGCCAAGAUAAAAAAUACGAAGAAUUCGAAGUUUUAUACAAUGAAACAUGUGUAGUGAUCGAAACAUUGAAGGAUAAUUUGUCUGCAACUCCAGCCGCUAUUCCUGAUCAAGCAGGAGGAACACAAGUAAUUGUGCAACAGCAAGCAUUAAGGGCCCCCUUGCCUACGUUUAAUGGGGAGUAUGAAAAUUGGCCUCGCUUCAAGUCAAUGUUUCAAGAUUUAAUGCGAAGAUCAGCUGAUUGUGAUGCCAUCAAAUUGUACCACUUGGAAAAAUCGUUGGUCGGUGCUGCUGCUGGUGUAAUUGGUUCCCAAACCAUCCAAGAUAACAAUUAUGAACAGGCAUGGAAUAUUCUGGAAGAAAGGUAUGAAAAUGAGCGGCUAAUUAUUGACUCCCAUAUUCGUGGUCUUCUUAACCUGAAAAGAAUGACUAAAAAAUCAUCUAAAGAGCUUCGGGAACUGUUAGAUGAAUGCUGCCGCCAUGUCGAUAGUCUAAAGUUUCUGAAACAAGAACUAACCGGAGUGUCCGAAUUGGUUAUCAUCAACGUGCUGACUAAUGCGCUAGACAAGGAAACGCGUGAGCAUUGGGAAUCAUCUUUAACGCAUGGACAGCUGCCAAGCUACAGUAACACUAUCGAGUGUUUGAGAAGUCGAUGUCUUGUUCUUGAAAGGUGUGAGACGGCUAAUCCUUCAUCAGUGCCAGUCAAACCUACCGUGUCUGGUAAGAUGAAUUUGUUCCCGAAGCAAUUCCACAAAACAGCGCAUGCCGUCACGUCUGCUGUUGCAGUAACAUGCGAGCUGUGUGGGGGACAGCACCCUAAUUUCAAAUGUGGUAUUUUCCGUGAUAUGACGAUUGCACAACGAAUCUCCAAAGUGAAGGAAGCGAAACUGUGUUUCAUUUGCCUCCGCAAAGGCCACCGUAGCAACACGUGCCAGUCCGAAAAGGUAUGCGUAAAGUGCGCCCAGAAACAUCACACUUUGUUACACAUAGAAAAAAGUGAUUAUGCUAUUGAGUCUUCUGAAUCGUCGUCAAUAUUAAACAACACUUCUCCCCGAGAUCGUGCCAGCUCUGUGCCAGUUCCAGCUUCGAACGCAUUGGUUAAUCAAGUUUCCAGUUCCCAUCAGAAUCGUUCCAUUUCGAAGGAAGUAUUUUUGCUAACAGCCGUUGUCCAGCUAGUGGAUGAAAGUGGUUGCACCCAUCGUUGUCGUGCGUUGUUGGAUUGUGCGUCACAAGUUUGCCUCAUCUCUCAGGAUAUGGCCGAUAAACUUGAGAAACGAUCUUGGUCAACUAACACUGAGGUAAACGGUGUGACAGGAAAAAGUUGUGCCAACAAAGGUAUAAUGGUUACUGUGGCCUCUAGCUACAGUGAGUAUAAUUUGGAUGUACCAUGCCUUGUGCUGCCUAAAGUUAGUGGAAUGAUUCCUACAAGAAAGAUUAAUAUCAAAAAAUGGCAUCUCCCAGCCAACAUAGAAUUGGCUGACCCUGAGUUCUUUUUACCAAACCGCAUUGAUCUUCUCAUCGGGAAUCAAUUCUUUUUCCGUCUCCUCAAAUCGGGUCAAUUAAGGAUUUCCGACAAUUUACCCAUUCUCCAAGAAACCGUCUUUGGGUGGGUGGUUGCCGGUGCAGCUGAUGUUCCUGAACAUCAUUUUGUAUUCUCUCACGUGAUCACCGAAGAAGAUUUGGCUGCUUCAAUUCACAAGUUUUGGGCCAUCGAAGAAGUAAUUAACCCGUCGUUUCCAUCCGUCGAAGAGCAACAAGUGGAAGAGCAUUUCGUGAAAACCCAUCGCCGCAACGAAACAGGUCGUUUCGUCGUACGUCUUCCAUUUCGAGACUCUGUAAGUCAUCUUGAUACCAAUCGUGCCUUAGCGUUGAAACGGUUUUAUCUACUCGAGAAACGUUUAAGCCGCCACCCUGAACUAAAACAACAGUAUGUAUCAUUUAUUAAUGAAUACGAAACACUUGGCCAUUGCCACGAGAUUUUUGAAGAGAACGAUGCAGCUGGAUCACAGUGUUAUUUCAUGCCUCACCAUGCUGUAUUAAAACCAACCAGCACAAGCACUAAACUGCGUGUGGUGUUUGAUGCCUCCGCCCGAUCAUCAAAGUUAUGUUUGAAUGACGUCCUUCAAGUAGGUCCGACCGUUCAGAAUGAUCUGUUCUCCAUUCUUUUCCAAUUUCGCCGACAUCGUUUUGCCUUUUCCGCUGAUAUUGCCAAAAUGUACCGGCAAAUUUUGGUUGAUGAUCGCGAUAGCCGCUUCCAGCGAAUAUUUUGGAGAAACCAACCUUCCGAGCCGUUGCGCAUACUCGAACUCACAACAGUGACCUAUGGCACAGCGUCGGCUCCGUUUUUAGCAACAAGAUCUCUUGUACAAUUGGCUGAAGAUGAGCAAUCUGAAUUUCCUGAUGCCGCAAAAGUAGUUCGUGAAGACUUUUAUAUUGACGAUGUCCUUUCUGGAGCCAAUACUGAAUCAGAGGCCAUUAGCCUCAGGAAGGACUUGCAGAAAAUACUAGCCAAAGGAGGAUUCGAUAUUAGGAAAUGGUGUUCAAAUUCAGAAGUAAUGCUCGCUGAAAUACCUGAGGGUGAAAGAGAAAAACUGCUGCAGAUUGAUGAUGCCAAUAAUACAGUUAAGACACUGGGAUUACAGUGGGAUACUAGCAACGAUCAGUUUCGAUAUUUCUUCCAGUCAGUUGAGUAUAAUGUUCCUGUGCCAAUCACCAAACGAUAUGUGCUUUCACAGAUUUCCAAAUUAUUUGAUCCGCUUGGCUUUGUGUCACCAGUAAUAGUAAAAGCCAAGGUGCUAAUGCAAACGUUGUGGUCCCGCAAGCUUGAGUGGGACGAGACCCUUCCAGAUGAUUUGCUUUUGCAAUGGCGUAUUUUGUACAAUUCUUUGCGUUUCCUAAACCAAAUAAAAGUGCCAAGAUGUAUUAUACCGUAUCAUGCCGAUACAUUAGAAGUUCACGGUUUUGCCGAUGCUUCGUUAUCAGCUUAUGGAGCUUGUUUAUAUUUGCGUGCUACCGGUGUAGAAGCCAAAUGUAAUCUCCUCAUUCAAUUCUGCUACCUUGCCAUCGCUGGAUACCGUCGAACGUACAGUGCCAGCUGCAUCCACAGCAGCGUAGUGCAUACGGAGGAACGGGCCUCAGCCCAGCUUCGUUUCCUUUCACCAAGCAGUGAUCCAUCCGGAUUCGAAUCGAGCACAAAAGAUUCCAAUCCAGAAUCCGGAAAAUUUCAUUUCUGA